Molecule: messenger RNA, 3084 nt
Organism: Dothidotthia symphoricarpi CBS 119687
Lineage: Eukaryota; Fungi; Ascomycota; Dothideomycetes; Pleosporales; Dothidotthiaceae
Product: glycoside hydrolase family 55 protein
Exons: 4
Coding region: 460-2844 (794 amino acids)
Molecular function (GO): polygalacturonase activity
Source: RefSeq, a predicted model, not a curated record
AUCUCCAUGGUUUGGUAUCAUUUAAUCUUUGAAUUUAUCUAUUGUUCCGCUUGCAAGACUAUGUUGCCCCGGCCACAGAUAAAUUGCAAUGUGGUGGAUGGGUCGGUCCACCAUACAGACUGGAUGAUGCUCUCAAUUCCCAACUUGGUAGCCCACCAACGAGACAUCCAACCUGGCAUAUGACCCUAUGUCGAAUGCUCAAUCCGUAAGCAAAGCCCGCCACCAAAAGCCCCUUGAAUGACCAGUCUUCUACGAAUGACGAGCAUCAUGUGGUUUUCUCCACAUAUAUACUCUCGCCGGCUAAGCUAGGCCAAGCCGUAGACAGACGGCGAAAGACUACAUAGACACCUCGUUCUUGCUUCCUAAUUUUCUUUCCUCAUCACAACUCCUACUUCUCUUCUGCAACACAACUGAGUUUGUUGUACACACAAUUUGCCGACCACAGUGUGCUCUACAAGGAUGCUUUUGCUCCCCGUCAUCUCCUGCCUCCUGGCAGCUGGUGUUGAGAGUAUUGCUCUCCCAUCAUACCCUCGUACCGUGGAUGCCUCCUCGGGUAUCCCUCAAUCUGCUCUCGGCCUCUCCGACAUCCAGACUCAGGCACUCUCCGAUGGCUACUGGCUUAAUGACAUGUCCGGUAGAGGCAUUGCUCCUUUCAACCCUAAUCCGGCCGGCUACAAGGUGUUCCGAAACGUCAAGGAUUAUGGAGCUAAAGGCGAUGGCGUCACAGAUGACUCUGAUGCGAUCAAUCGUGCCAUCUCUGACGGAAACCGCUGCGGCCCCUGGGUCUGUGAUUCGUCCACGGAUACUCCGGCCGUUGUUUACAUCCCAUCUGGUACAUACAUCAUUGGCAAGCCGAUUAUUUUCUAUUACAUGACUCAGCUCAUCGGUAACCCCAAAAACCUUCCCAUCCUCAAGGCUGCUUCUACUCUCCAAGCUCUUGCCCUUAUCGAUGCCAGCCCAUACAGUAACCAGAAUGGCGCGCCUGGAUGGACCUCCACCAACAUAUUCUUGCGCCAGAUCCGAAACUUGAUCAUCGACGGCACCGCAGUCCCACCAACCAAUGGUUUCCAGGGCAUCCAUUGGCCUGCCUCGCAAGCGACUACGAUUCAAAACGUCCAGAUCCGCAUGACUCAGGCGUCAAACUCAGUCCAUGCCGGUAUCUUCGUUGAGAAUGGGUCCGGUGGUCACAUGGCCGACCUCACUAUCGUGGGAGGUUUGUAUGGAAUGAACAUCGGUAACCAGCAGUUUACCAUGCGCAACAUAAAUAUUUCCAAGGCAGUUAUCGGCAUCUCACAAAUCUGGAACUGGGGAUGGCUGUACUCGGGCCUUACUAUCAGCGAAUGCAGCACUGCCUUCUCCAUGAUCAACGGCUACCAGAGUAACAAGCUUGAGGUCGGUUCGGUCGUCAUCAUUGACAGCGAUAUCACCAACUGUCCAACAUUUGUCGAUAUGGCAUGGAGGAGAGACUCAGUUCCCAUCGGAGCUGGUCAAUUGGUGCUCGAGAACAUCCGCCUGAACAACGUACCUAUUGCCAUCAAGGGAUCCGGCACCACCGUUCUCCAGGGUGGAUCGAUAACCAUCAAAGCAUGGGGUCAGGGCAACAGGUACUCUCCUAACGGCCCAGAGAAAUUCCAAGGCUCCCUCACAACUGCGACUCGACCUGCAGCACUCCUUGACAACGGCAAAUACUAUUCCAAAUCAAAGCCUCAGUACGAGACUCUUGGCCUUGGGGACUUCAUCAGUGCUCGCAGCGCAGGUGCAACAGGUAACGGCCAAACGGACGACACCAGUGCUAUCCAGGCUGCCGUGACUAGGUCCGCAACGGAAGGAAAGGUUCUCUUCUUCGAACAUGGUGUUUACAAGGUCACGCGGACGAUCUACGUUCCUCCUGGAGCUCGCAUGGUUGGAGAGUCGUUCUCAGCAAUCAUGGCUUCUGGCAGCACUUGGUCGAACAAGGACAGCCCUGUGGCGGUCAUGCAAAUCGGUAGGGCGGGAGAUCGUGGACGCAUCGAAUGGUCGGACAUGAUCGUGCAAACACAAGGAGCAACACCCGGUGCCAAACUCAUCGAGUACAAUCUCAACUCCGACCGUGGCUCUGGAUUGUGGGAUAUCCACACUCGAAUUGGUGGUUCUAAGGGUACCCAGCUUCAAAUUGCUCAGUGCCCGGUUUACACAACCAAGCCUGAGUGUAUGGCGGCACACACUAACGUCCAUGUCACCAAGACUGGCACUGGAGCAUACUUUGAGAACAACUGGUUCUGGACCGCUGACCACGAUCUCGACGACCCGAAAUCAACCCGAGUAUCUAUCUUCACCGGCCGCGGUCUGCACGUCGAAGCCACAAACGUCUGGCUUUGGGCCAACGGCGUCGAGCACCACGCCCUGUACCAAUACCAAUUCAACGGCGCCUCGAACGUAUUCGCCGGCUUCAUCCAAACCGAGACACCAUACUACAUGCCCAACCCCGACGCAAAGACGCAGCCAUACGGACGAUCCAACGCCUUCAACGACCCCGACUACGCCUCUGCCUGCCCAGCCGGUGUCUGCAGUGCGUACGGCCUGCGCGUCCUCAACUCGAAGAACGUCCUCGUCUACGGCGGUGGCUUGUACUCGUUCUUCCGCAACUACGACCUCACCUGCAGCGCUGCAGAUGCGCCGAAUGGCUUCCGCAAUUGCCAGAACCGCAUUUUCAGCAUUGAGGGCGACUCGAGUGUUCAGGCUUUUGCGUUGAGCACGAUCGGCGCUGAGCAGAUGGUGACUAUUGAUGGCCAGGACAAGGCUAAAUGGUCUGAUAACCUCAGUGUUUACCCUGACACGAUUGGAAUGCUCAGCUACAAAGUCUGAGGUGUGGUGCAUGUUGGAAGACUUCAGUGUACUGUGCAUCAAUCGGCUGGUUUUGCAUGAGUCGCUGGAAAACAUCCGACAUUCACCAUGACAUCUGCGUUUGGGAUGGUGUUAAAUCCGAGCGAAGAACAUCGUUAUCUUCUGUAUAUAUUUAGAACUUUGGGGAUGGCGUGGUUUGGAGACUUCUAUGCAUCAUAUAGGUAGCGCAAAUGAAUCAGUCUCUCGUUGACAUGUGUUGAG